AUGACUUCCAACACCCCUGUUCCUCAAAACGACAAUGUCGCCCAUGCGCUCUCCGGCGCGGGUGGUGGAAUCCUGUCCAUGGCUCUGACAUAUCCGCUCAUAACACUCUCAACUCGCGCACAAGUGGAGUCAAAGAAGGCUGAAACCAAGUUCAUCAAUGCCGUCCAGCAGAUUAUCGCCCGUGAAGGUGUUUCGGGAUUGUACGCCGGUAUUAACUCGGCCCUCUUCGGCAUCAGCGUCACCAACUUCGUCUACUACUACUGGUAUGAGUGGUCCAAGUCCUUCUUUGAGAAGGCCGCAGCCAAGGCCGGCCGCGCCAACAAGAAGCUUUCCACUGUUGAGUCGAUGAUUGCUGGUGCCAUCGCUGGAUCAGCGACUGUCAUCAUCACCAACCCCAUCUGGGUCAUCAACACCCGGGUCACCACCCGACAACAGGGGAAAUCCUCCGAUGUCGAGGCCGGCGCCGGUGCCGAGGUCGCGAAGCCCAAGGCCCCAAGCACAAUCGGAACGCUGCUGGCGCUCCUGAAGAACGAGGGCCCUAAGGCACUCUUCUCCGGUGUACUUCCCGCCCUGAUCCUCGUGAUUAACCCCAUUCUUCAGUACACGUUAUUCGAACAGAUGAAGAAUAUUGUGGAGAAGAAGAAGGGCAAGAUCACCCCUGCGACGGUCUUCUUCCUGGGCGCUCUUGGCAAGCUCUUUGCCACGUCUAUUACCUACCCUUACAUUACCGUCAAGAGCCAGAUGCACGUCGCGAGCUCCAGUAGCAAGAAGGAGGGAACCUUCCAGGCUCUAAACCGUGUUAUCAAGGAGGAAGGAUACUCUGGCUUGUACAAAGGUAUCGGCCCCAAGGUCACGCAGAGUGUUUUGACCGCCGCUCUGCUGUUUGCUUUCAAGGAUGUCCUAUAUGAACAGACCGUCAGGCUUCGCACUAACAUCGCUCGCAAGCGUGUUGGC
Molecule: messenger RNA, 954 nt
Organism: Clonostachys rhizophaga
Lineage: Eukaryota; Fungi; Ascomycota; Sordariomycetes; Hypocreales; Bionectriaceae
Source: the annotation of a GenBank genome assembly